Brassica rapa (field mustard) is the source of this 3079-nucleotide messenger RNA. Its product is annotated as F-box/kelch-repeat protein At4g38940. Gene Ontology annotation, molecular function: protein binding. Lineage: Eukaryota; Viridiplantae; Streptophyta; Magnoliopsida; Brassicales; Brassicaceae. The record is from RefSeq and is a predicted model, not a curated record.
AAGAAAAGGGAACAUAUGAGUUUCGGAUGAAAUGAAAACCUUAUAAAAACACACACACACAAACACCUUUUUUUUCCAACAUUGGCUUGAGACACACACACCAUUGCUCGAAACAUAUAUGUUUAUAUAUUGUUUCUGUUGAUUGAAAAUGUCGUCUUUUUUUAGAAUUUCACGUACUAAUCAAAUAUGACGAGACACUUACGGAUCUUUUACCAAAGAAAAUCAAGGAUCUGCUUUGCUUUACAUGGACUUGAGAAGGAUCGAAGAGAAUGGAGCCACUUAAUGAUUACAAAUUAUCUAAAUGCAUUUGAAAUAUAUAUCAUAAUAAAAUAAGUUUUUUUAGUAGACAUUUUUAUGAACAACUUCUAGAUUUAAAAUUAGCCAGUCUAUUAAGUCAAAGAAUUAACUUAUAGAAAUUAUUACAAGAUUCAAAAGAAAAUUAAAAUUAAGAUUAGAAUACAAAAAUAUGGUAUUACAUCACCCCUCUUAGUUGAGUAUUUUUCUUCAUAAAAUAUUAUUCAUAUUUUAAAAUAACAAAGUCUCUUAAUCUCUUUUAAAAUAACAAAUCUCUUUAUUAAAAUUUCAUACUCGUGUAGUUGUGAAGGCCAACUACCUAGUAUAUCUUAAAUUACCAAUCAAUUGAUCGCUUGUUAUAUUAAAGAAAAAAAUAAGUUGUACAAAAAUAAUCUCAAAAAAAUAUAGAGAACAUCCGUUGUUGAUUUUCAUUUUUCCAUUUGAACGUGUUUAAGGAAUUAUCUCCCUCCCUACUCCUCUCGUUCGAUUCGUGGAGGGUUAUUGAUUCAGCAUGAACACUACUUAACGAUUCCAAGGGAUUCCUUAGCCAUAUAAAGGUCAAUUGGAUUCUGCUAUUCGUGUAUUUCAACCACAAUAAUACAAAUCGUUCUAGUAUUCUUUAGUUGCCCUAGCUACUAGAACUUAUUGUUGUUGUAAGUUACAAAAAAAAAACUUAUUGUUGUUGUACCAGUAAUUUUAUUAAUACAUAUUUGCUUUAGUCGUACUAUAAUUGUUUUAACAGUACCUACAAUUUUUAAAAAUAGCUUCGAUUUAAUCUUUAUACACGACAAUGGACGUGUUAAACAACGAACAUAUUUUCUAACACCAGUGUAAUGAUUUUUGUAUGUUUCAAAAUUGUAUAAAAUAAACCAAAUCAUCUUUAAAUAUCAAUUUUGUAUCUGUUUUCAAAAACUCCGGUUUCAUAACAGAAUUUUGAUUUUUUACAUUACCCAUAUCAAAUAUAUAAUCUAUUAAUAAGAAAAUUUCAUGAAAAUGACAAAAUUUUACCUUUAAAUGGAGAUUCAAAAUUGUCAAAUGUAGAAUGGUGGGUGAGGAGAAUUAUGGCGAAGGGGGAAGAAUGUUAAGUUAGUGAAAUCCUUGUUGAAUUGUUGUAUGAAUAUUUAAUUUGAAGUUUAAUUUUUUAGUUUAAUAUAGAUAAUAGGUGAGAUGUCAAUUAUAUUACAAAGAAAAGAAUAGGUCAUGAGAAGAAACAAAUGGUAUAAAUAGUAAGAUUAUUAAGGAGUAGUGAGAUUAAAAUGUUUCCCAUUAAGGAAUUUUAGUUACUUGUCCAUUAUUUUUGCCUUUUUGGGUUAUUAUGGACUCAAUCCCAUAAUAAAAUUUAUUUUAUUAUAAUUCACUAAUAAAGCAACUUUUCAAUCCCUAUAAAGAGUUUUCCAUUCUCUGCUUCUUCUUUCAUGCAACUCCUCGUCUAUUUGGGUCUUGAGAGUGUCUUACGUAAACCUUAAGUUACUUGCAGGUUGAUUUCCUGAUCCACUCAACCACAGCUUUCACAUGUCUGAAAACAUGGAGCAGCCUCUGAGUCCGUCGCUUCCAGAUGACGUCAUCAUUGACAUCGUAGCUCGUGUGCCCAGAAGCUAUUACCCGACUCUCUCCCUCGUUUCCAAGAGUUUCAGGAAACUCAUUGCCUCUCCUACGUUCUACAAGAGGCGAUCCUUCCUAGGCAUCACCCAACACCGCAUCUAUGCCGUCCUCCGCAGCCGCAAAACUCGUGAUGAUUUCAGUUUCUACAUUCUCCACAGGAAACUCAAAUGCAGUAACCGCUUGGUCAUCGUCGGAUCACGUACACUUCAUCACAUGUGUUCCCGUGGAAGCUAUGUCUCGGUUGGUUCGAAGGUGUACGGGUUUAACGAUCUACAUGCGCUCAGCAUUGACUGCACCUCUCACACGUCUCAGCCCAUCUCUGACAUUCCUCAGCUCAUGACUAAUAAAGUUGCUAAUGUCAUCGACAAGAAGAUUUACCUGAUUGGUGGUUCCUUUUUGCCGGAUGAAAGUGGGUCGCGGGAAGCGUGGAAGAAUGCAGUCACGGUGUUUGAUACAGAAACACAAUCAUGGGAGUGUAAGUUGGUAAAGGAAGACAUGCAUGUAGGUCUUGGUCCCUUUUGGUCUGAUUCUAUGGUGAUGGAGGGUAAGAUUUACCUGAAAGAUUACAGCCACAGCAACUUUUUUGCUUAUGAACCAGAGGAAAGGAAAUGGGAAUUGAUGGACAAGGUGUUGAAUUAUCAUAAAUGGGUGGGUGCGUGUGUGGUUGACGAUGUCUUGUACUAUCACGAUUGUUUCGAUAUGGUGUUGAAGGCGUAUGAUCCAAAGCAGAGGUGUUGGAGUGUUGUCAACGGUUUGAAAGAUUUUUUGGCCGUGGAGACUGCCCACUCAGUUAGGUCCGAAAGCGGUGAGCUAUGGCGAGAAGAAGCUGGCUCUCUUCUUUCAUAAAAACAAUGACGGCAAAGAGGUCAUUUGCUGUGCAGAGAUUGCUUUGGAAAGGCGCCAAGGAGGAGAGAUUUGGGGUCACAAGGAGUCGUGUGAUGUUGUGUUUGAGGAUGGGAUGUUUGACAUGGUCAAAUUUGUUUCUGUUACCGUCUGAUGCAGCAUAAUAAUAAUAUCUCUAUUUAGAUCCCUUCGUAUUUUAAAUUAUCCUAAAUGCCAUCUCGUGUGGUUGUAAUAAGUUUGCUAACAUCGUUUAUGUUAAGACAAAACCUCGAGAGUGUGUGUUGUUUUAUGCUGUCGUUUAAAACUUUGGGCUAUGGUCUAUUAAAUUUGCUAUGUUUUA